AGCACUUCACUGAGCAGGCUAAUAUGUGUCUCUUCAUGAAGGGGACGGAGCACGUGCAGUUUUUGGACAGAUACUUCUACAACCGGGAGGAGUACGCGCGCUUCGACAGCAACCUGGGGGUGUUCGAGGCGGUGACGGAGCUGGGGCGGCCCAUAGCUGAGGAUUGGAACAGCCAGAAGGAUGAGCUGGAGCUGAAGCGUGCCGAGUUGGACACUUUCUGCAGGCACAACUACGAGGUGGCUGAGCCCUUCUUAGUGCCCAGGCGCGUGGAGCCGGAGGUGACGGUGUAUCCAUCCAAGACGGCUCCUUUGGGCCACCACAACCUGCUGGUCUGCUCUGUCAGCGGCUUCUACCCCGGGGACGUGGAGGUCAAGUGGUUGGUGAAUGGGCAGCAGCAGAGGGCUGGGGUCGUGUCCACAGGCCUGAUCCGCAAUGGAGACUGGACCUUCCAGACCCUGGUGAUGCUGGAGAUGACCCCCAAGCGGGGAGACGUCUACACCUGCCACGUGGAGCACUCCAGCCUGCAGAAACCUGUCCACAUGGCCUGGAGUGAGAUGGAGCUUUUAGCUGCUCCCCCGCAGCUCUCCCAUUGCUCAGGACAUGGUGGUGGCUCUGGGGUGGCCUCUUUCCUUCUGCCCUUGGCU
Gracilinanus agilis (Agile Gracile Mouse Opossum) is the source of this 644-nucleotide messenger RNA. RefSeq names its product HLA class II histocompatibility antigen, DR beta 4 chain-like. NCBI's taxonomy places the organism in Eukaryota, Metazoa, Chordata, Mammalia, Didelphimorphia, Didelphidae. The record is from RefSeq and is a predicted model, not a curated record. Gene Ontology annotation, molecular function: MHC class II protein complex binding. Gene Ontology annotation, biological process: peptide antigen assembly with MHC class II protein complex; immunoglobulin production involved in immunoglobulin-mediated immune response; positive regulation of T cell activation. Gene Ontology annotation, cellular component: MHC class II protein complex; membrane.